CAGUCAGCUAUUUUUAAUUUCCAAAGUUUGUUGACAGUAGUUCUUUUACUGAUUUGUACUUGUGCUUACAUCAGAUCAAUUGCUCCCAGUUUACUGGAUAAAAACAAAGAAGGACUUCUUGGUGUUUUUUGGAAGUGCGCCAGAAUCGGAGAAAGAAAAAGUCCUUACGUUGCUCUGUGUUGCGUGGCGAUGGCGUUCAGCAUUCUUUUCCUUUCAUAA
Molecule: messenger RNA, 219 nt
Organism: Helobdella robusta
Lineage: Eukaryota; Metazoa; Annelida; Clitellata; Rhynchobdellida; Glossiphoniidae
Exons: 3
Biological process (GO): protein secretion; intracellular transport
Source: RefSeq, a predicted model, not a curated record